UCCGUAAAUCAUAAAACAAUGAAUUUGGGAUACUAUAAAAGACAAAAAUUAAGUCAAAGCCAGGUACAUCUAAAUAUAGGCUUAGUGAUUCAGAUCAAAAUGAAAUACCAACUCAUCACUAUAUUAGUAUUGAUAGUUCUGGUGGACAUAAUUAUUUGUUCAGGUGGAGGCGGCGGGGGAGGAGGGGGUGGCGGUGGCGGUGGAGGAGGCGGAGGAGGAAGUGGGGGUGGUGGAGGAGGAGGGGGCGGCGGCGGUCAACAGGACACUAUUAUUAUCAAUUCAGGGGGAGGCAACAGACAAGGAGGCGGACGACAGUGGGGCGGCGGAAGACAAUUUAAUGAUGGUCGAAAAUUUGGAGGCGGUCAACGAAAUUUCAGAGGUGGACGACAACAUUUCGGAGGUGGACGAGGCGGAGGUCGUAAUAUUAGAUGGUAGACAAAAAGUUUGAUCAACCCGUCUUGUUGUUGAUGGUGGAAACAACCGUAUCGACUCAGCUGGAAGAUGAAAACUAUCAACUACAUUGGUGAUAAAGACAGCGGAAGAACUUCUAUUUAAAAAAAUUUCUUUACAUUUUUCUAUUAUGUAUGUUGAAUAAAAACUUUCGAUAAUU
This is a messenger RNA of Mytilus trossulus (common blue mussel), 610 nucleotides long. RefSeq lists its product as uncharacterized. Lineage: Eukaryota; Metazoa; Mollusca; Bivalvia; Mytilida; Mytilidae. The record is from RefSeq and is a predicted model, not a curated record. The transcript has 3 exons. The coding region runs from base 19 to 435 and encodes 138 amino acids.